Molecule: messenger RNA, 1215 nt
Organism: Bombus pascuorum
Lineage: Eukaryota; Metazoa; Arthropoda; Insecta; Hymenoptera; Apidae
Gene: Psf3
Product: DNA replication complex GINS protein PSF3
Exons: 4
Coding region: 269-877 (202 amino acids)
Biological process (GO): mitotic DNA replication initiation
Cellular component (GO): GINS complex
Source: RefSeq, a predicted model, not a curated record
UCAGGAAUGCAAUACUAUGUGACUAACAGAUGUCCUCUGUGGCAAUAUAUUCGCUGACGAGUCGUCUGUGAUAAUUCCUAUGUUUGCCCUAGAGAACCACAGGGAGCGUAAGAAACACUCUGAUCCUUUGGCAGGUUGGUAUUUCAUAACAUGAGACACAUGUUCCAUUUAAUGUCAUGUCUACCCUAUUCUUAGUCAAUGGUUACACUGAAUUGAGGUGAGCUUUGGAUAAUUCAUUGCUUAUGCUAACAUGCGUUAGUUUUGUAAAAUGGCAUGUUGUCAAAGUUAUAUCCCGGAUUAUUUUGCAAUAACUGACAUUUUAUCUACUGAAGAACGAAUAUCUUGUAAAAUUGAAGUAGAUUUACCUGGUUUAGGUUUUUUGGAUCCUUCCUGUCAAUCUGAGGAUUUACAAGUUGGAUCCAAAGUAGAGUUUCCAUUAUGGCUAGCAGAUGCAUUAAAAAAUUUACAAAAUCCAGCAGUUAAUAUCGAUAUACCUAAUAUAUACAAAGAAGGAUACAGAGAAAUUUUAGAAGCAGAUGCUGAUGCUAUAGUUUUAAGUAGAUGGAAUCCAUUUUAUUAUGAAUUAGGAAUGCACGUAAGAAAAUUCAGUGGCAAAGAUUCUGAAAUAAUUGCAGAAAGUUUACUACAGACAUUUAAGUCCCGUUUCCAAUUAGUAAUGGACUGGUCUCAGAAUCUAACAUCUGAUCCUACAUUAGCAAUUCAACUUCCUCGACUUGAAAGAGAUCUCUUCCUUAUCGGUCGACAAGCCAAAGUUCGUCUUACAGAAUGGUUAAAAAUGGGUACAAAUGGAAUGGUUAUUUCCGAAAUAGCGACAAAUUUGAAAAAACGGAAACGGGACAAAUAUGAACUUGAUUAGCUUUUUCGUUUUACAAAGAUACAGCAUACGAAUGUCAAUAAUUUGUAGAAUAAUGUUUUUAUCAAGUUUUUAAAUAAUCUGAAAUAUCAAUAUUGUAGAAUAAACUGAGUUUAUUUAGAAUAAUCGAGAAACAGGUGCAAAACAUUUUAUAACAUAAAUCAUAUAACAACUUUUUUAAAUUACAUUUUCAAUGAACUUGCAUAUUACUACCAUAUUGUAGAAAGCUAAUUAUUGGAAAUAUAUUAAUGUAUUUGAUAUUGCAAUAAAUAUUCUUUCAUUUAUUUAGAAAUUAGAAAAUAGUUAAAUCUUGCUUGAGUAAAAAAAUAAAUACAAAGAAA